AUGUUGCUGUACUUGGAGAACGGCAUUGACGUUCUAGAAGGGAAUGAGAGAAGGGAUAGAUACGUGAUGGUUUUUGGAAAGUGGAUUUGCCAUUGGCUGGUACAGUUGGAUUUUAGUAAAAGAAUUGUCAUUGGUGGGACUUCUCUGCAAACAUCCUUAGCGACACGUUUUGCCCAAGAAACAUUUGGAAAACAGUACAAACAAACCAUAGGACUGGACUUCUUCUUGAAAAGGAUAAUCUUGCCAGGAAAUCUGAACGUUACUCUUCAAGUGUGGGAUGUAGGGGGACAAACGAUAGGAGGCAAAAUGCUGGAUAAAUAUAUAUAUGGAGCCCAGGGUAUUCUCUUGGUUUAUGAUAUUACCAACAGCCAGAGCUUUGAAAAUUUAGAAGAUUGGUAUAAUGUGGUAAAAAAAAUGAACGAAGAAUCAGAAACACCGCCACUUGUGGCCUUGGUUGGAAAUAAAAUUGACUUGGAGCAUACGCGCACAGUGAAAGCUGACAAACACCAACGAUUUUGUCAGGAAAACAAUUUCAGUAGCCAUUUUGUGUCGGCCAAGACAGGAGAUUCUGUCUUCCUGUGUUUUCAGAGAAUUGCUGCUGACAUACUUGGCAUCAAAUUAAACAAAGCAGAACUGGAACAAUCACAGAGGGUGGUGAAGGCAGACAUUGUCAACUACAGUCAGGAGCCUGUGACAAGAACCGUUAAUCCUCCCAGAAGCUCAAUGUGUGCAGUUCAAUGACCAUGCUGUUCUUCUCUGUUUUGAUUCCUUUGGUGGUCCUCCUACCUUGACACAGGCUCAGGGAUUACCAGGAACUUUGUUUUAACAGUGACCAUCGCAACAGUGCA
Messenger RNA from Opisthocomus hoazin, 848 nucleotides. Lineage: Eukaryota; Metazoa; Chordata; Aves; Opisthocomiformes; Opisthocomidae. The record is from RefSeq and is a predicted model, not a curated record.